GGGAGACCCUUCCGAGCUAGCCAGAGCCAGAAGGGGAAAACCCCGCAUCUCCCCCAUCAUCUCCCCCAUCAUCUCCAUCUUCUCCCCCAUCACCUCUCUCACCAUCUCCCAUCUCCAGGUCUUUUUCCCCCACGAACAUCCCGGGGGGGGGGUGGGUGAUGGGGGGGGCUCAGGAUGUAUUUGGUGUUCCUGAAGGGGCUCCCUUCGGGGGGGUGUAGAUGGAGGUGGGGGGGUCCCGGGGCCAUGUCACCCAUCCCCAACCCACCCGCCAAGGGCCCUGCAGGGGCUCUGGCUCCCAGCACAUCCCCCCAGUGCUGCUGAUGGGUGCAGGUGACUAGCGGGGCCCAAUUACCCCCCCCGCAGCAUGCCCGGGGUGCAGCCCCCCCUCCAUCCUCCGUUGCCAUGCCAACGCGGUGGCCCCAUCCCUGGCUCAGACACUGUCACGCUGGGCCCGGCGCAGGCGGCACCUCCCGGCACGCACAGCUCCCCCCAGUCCUGGCAGCACCGUGGGUCUGGCUGCCGGGUGCUCCUCCCCAGGGGCAGCCGCAGUGGGGCUGGGGCAGAGGUGGGACUUUGGCCCCGGUUGGCAGGGAAGCAGGAGAAGUGGCAGCUCUGAUCCCCAGGGAUAACCCAGCAGGAAGCACGACGCGGGUGCAGCAUGGACGGGGCCGCGGCGCCCGCCCGCCCCGCCGGGCUCUCGGCGUACGUGGCGGUGUCCCAGCUGCUGGGGCUGACGCUGCUGGUCACCACGGGGGCCUGGCUCGGCUGCUACCGCGGCGGCGUGGCCUGGCACAGCCCCCUCCAGUUCAACGUGCACCCGCUCUGCAUGGUGCUGGGGAUGGUCUUCCUGCAAGGUGACGCUCUCCUGGUGUACCGGGUGUUCAGGAACGAGGCCAAGCGAUCCACCAAGGCGCUGCAUGCUCUGCUCCAUGGCCUGGCGCUGCUCAUUGCCCUCGUGGGCAUCAUCGCUGUCUUCGAGUCCCACCGGACCAAGGGCAUCCCCGACAUGUACAGCCUGCACAGCUGGUGUGGGAUGGCCGCCUUCGUGCUCUACCUCCUGCAGUGGCUCCUGGGCUGUGGUUUCUUCCUGCUGCCUGGUGCCUCCUUCUCGCUGCGUGGCCGCUACAAGCCCCAGCACAUCUUCUUCGGCAUCGCCCUCUUUGCCCUCUCCAUCGCUGCCUGCUUGCUGGGCAUCACUGAGAUGCUCCUCUUCAACAUCAGGGACUCCUACAGCCGCUUUGUGCCCGAGGGCGUCCUGGCCAACACCCUGGGGGUGCUGCUGGUGGCCUUCGGGCUGGUGGUGGGCUACGUGUUGACACGGGAUGAGUGGAAGCGCCCGCCGCUGGCCGAGGAACUGGCCCUCUCCAUGGACUUCAAGACCCUGACAGAGGGUGAGAGCCCCGGCGGUGGCAGCCAGUGAUGUCCCCUCGGGACAUGGGCUCCUUGCGGUGUCUGUGGGGUGUCCCUGUGUUCCCUCUUGCUGGUGCCCUGGGGCUCUGCCCAGCUCAGGGUGAUGCUGGGGAAGGACACGCUUGUUGGUGUAACACUGCUGCCCGCUGGAGUCAGCCUCGCUUGGCCUUCAUCUUCCUCAGCCCUGCCCUGCGCAGCCCCUGGUGCCCCUGAGCCUGCCUCCAGCCCCACGGGGCAUAGGCAGAGGCAGGGGCUGGUGGCGGCGCUGGGGCAUGAAGGAUGGGGGUCCCCGGGCUCUGCCCCACUGUGGGGACCAGGAGUGGGAGCUUUGGCUGAAGCCCAAAGAUGGUUCUCAGAGGAGUUCUUUGCCAUCACCGAGAUCUCCCACUCACCCUCCAAUGUGGCCACGCGUUGGGGCUGCUCCCCACAAAGGGCUCCUGGGGGCUUGGAACGACCCCAGGGUCUGUGCAGGUUCAGCAUCUUCGUGUCUGAAACGUUCUCCCCUCUUGUGCGACGUGUUGUCUGCUCGGUGGGUGCUCUCAGCCUAAUAAAUGUUUGCAGCCAACCCUGUC
Strigops habroptila (Kakapo) is the source of this 1982-nucleotide messenger RNA. RefSeq names its product cytochrome b561. Gene Ontology annotation, molecular function: oxidoreductase activity. The transcript is spliced from 7 exons. The record is from RefSeq and is a predicted model, not a curated record. NCBI's taxonomy places the organism in Eukaryota, Metazoa, Chordata, Aves, Psittaciformes, Psittacidae. Bases 659 to 1420 code for a protein of 253 amino acids. Gene Ontology annotation, cellular component: lysosomal membrane.